Messenger RNA from Molossus molossus (Pallas's mastiff bat), 3214 nucleotides. It is a transcript of the gene NFATC1, whose product is annotated as nuclear factor of activated T cells 1. The record is from RefSeq and is a predicted model, not a curated record. Gene Ontology annotation, cellular component: transcription regulator complex. Gene Ontology annotation, molecular function: RNA polymerase II cis-regulatory region sequence-specific DNA binding; transcription factor binding; DNA-binding transcription factor activity, RNA polymerase II-specific. The transcript has 8 exons. Gene Ontology annotation, biological process: calcineurin-NFAT signaling cascade; cytokine production; regulation of transcription by RNA polymerase II. The coding region runs from base 100 to 2214 and encodes 704 amino acids. Lineage: Eukaryota; Metazoa; Chordata; Mammalia; Chiroptera; Molossidae.
UCCCGGACCCCGAGUCCGAUCCUGGACCCCGACCCCGACCCUGACCUGGAACCCCAGACCCUGGACUCUGCCCCGGACUCCGGACCCAGCCUCCCCGACAUGACGGGGCUGGAGCAGGACCAGGAGUUCGACUUUGAUUUCCUCUUCGAAUUUAACCAGAGCGACGAGGGCACCGCGGGGGUCGCCCCAGAGCAUUACAGCUAUGUGUCCACCAACCUCAGCCCCGGUCUGCCCCUGCCCACGGCACACCCCUCGCUGCCGGCCCCCUGCCACGACAUGCAGGCCUCGGCCCCCGGCAUCUCCGCCGUGGCGCCAGCCGGCCACCCCUCGGGGUACGGAGCCGCGGUGGACGGCGGGCCCUCGGGCUACUUUGUGUCCUCCGGCCACGGCAGGCCCAACGGCGCCCAGACCCUGGAGAGCCCCCGCAUCGAGAUCACGUCGUACCUGGGGCUGCACCACCACAGCAGCCAGUUCUUCCACGACGUGGAGGUGGAGGACGUGCUCCCCAGCUCCGCGCGGCCCCCGUCCACGGCCACCCUGCACCUGCCCAGCCUGGAGGCCUACCGGGACCCCUCCUGCCUGAGCCCGGCCAGCAGCCUGUCCUCUCGCAGCUGCAACUCCGAGGCCUCGUCCUACGAGUCCAGCUACUCAUACCCGUGUGCGUCCCCACAGACGUCCCCUUGGCAGUCCCCCUGCGUGUCCCCCAAGACCACGGACCCCGAGGAGGGCUUCCCCCGCGGCCUGGGGGCCUGCAGCCUGCUGGGCUCCCCGAGACACUCGCCCUCCACCUCACCCCGCACGAGCAUCACCGAGGAGAGCUGGCUGGGGGCGCGCACCUCCAGACCCUCGUCCCCCAACAACAAGAGGAAGUACGGCCUCAACGGCCGGCAGCUGUCCUGCUCGCCGCACCACUCGCCCACACUGUCCCCGCACAGCUCGCCGCGGGUCAGCGUCACGGACGACACCUGGCUGGGGAACACCACGCAGUACACCAGCUCAGCCAUCGUCGCCGCCAUCAACGCGCUGAGCACCGACAGCAGCCUGGACCUGGGCGAGGGCGUCCCCAUCAAGGCCCGCAAGACCGCCCUGGACCACUCCCCCUCGGUGGCGCUCAAGGUGGAGCCGGCCGGCGAGGACCUGGGGACCACGCCGCCCUCGUCGGAUUUCCCGCCCGAGGAGUUCCCCCCGUUCCAGCACAUCCGGAAGGGCACCUUCUGCGACCAGUACCUGUCGGUGCCGCAGCACCCGUACCCCUGGGCCCGGCCCAGGUCCCCCACCUCCUACGCCAGCCCCUCCCUGCCCGCCCUUGACUGGCAGCUGCCGUCGCACUCGGGGCCCUACGAGCUGCGGAUCGAGGUGCAGCCCAAGUCCCACCACAGAGCCCACUACGAGACGGAGGGCAGCCGGGGUGCCGUGAAGGCGUCGGCGGGGGGACACCCCAGCGUGCAGCUCCACGGCUACCUGGAGAGCGAGCCCCUCACGCUGCAGCUGUUCAUCGGGACGGCGGACGACCGUCUGCUGCGGCCACACGCCUUCUACCAGGUCCACCGCAUCACGGGCAAGACCGUGUCCACCACCAGCCACGAGGCCGUCCUGUCCAGCACCAAAGUCCUGGAGAUCCCGCUUCUGCCGGAGAACAGCAUGCGAGCGAUCAUCGACUGCGCCGGGAUCCUGAAGCUGCGGAACUCGGACAUCGAGCUGCGCAAGGGGGAGACCGACAUCGGCAGGAAGAACACCCGCGUGAGGCUGGUGUUCCGGGUGCACAUCCCGCAGCCCAGCGGCCGCACGCUGUCCCUGCAGGUGGCCUCCAACCCCAUCGAGUGCUCCCAGCGGUCGGCCCAGGAGCUGCCCCUGGUGGAGAAGCAGAGUGUGGCCAGCUGCCCCGUGCUCGGCGGGAAGAGGAUGGUCCUGUCCGGCCACAACUUCCUGCAGGACUCCAAAGUCAUUUUCGUGGAGAAAGCACCAGACGGCCACCACAUCUGGGAGAUGGAGGCGAAAACAGACCGGGACCUGUGCAAGCCGAACUCGCUGGUGGUCGAGAUACCGCCGUUCCGCAACCAGCGCAUCACCAGCCCCGUCCAGGUCAGCUUCUACGUCUGCAACGGGAAGAGGAAGAGAAGCCAGUGUCAGCCCUUCACCUACCUGCCUGCCAACGGUAACGCUCUCUUUCUAACCUUACGCGCUGCCAGCGAGCCGGUGGGGAGCCUCUUCUGAGACGCUCGCGCGCACAACACGGUCACGUCGUAUCUUUAAGCUGUUACUUUCCUGUUAGCAAGACCAUGUUGCCAAUUCCUUUAAAAAUAAUAAUAAUAAUAAGCGAACCGUCCGGUGCAUUUCCCCUCAUUGCUGCUGGCGGCAGGGGCGGUGUGUGGGGGUCGUUACUGGUCGUCUUGCAAGUAGGGAACAGCCCGGGGAGGAAAGGUCUCCACUCCUGGACUCGCAGCUGGGGGGCUCGUGUGCGUGUAAACCCUGUAGCUGUGUAAAGUGGGGAGCAAAUAGCUGUAACUGUUUUGCAGGUGCCUUUGGAAAUAAACCCUUGCUAUUAACCCUGAAGGCUGCUGCCUGAUGUGGUCAUUAAGUAACACUGACCUUUCUGUCCUGGUGCUGAGAGCCCACAGGACAUUGUUCCUUGAAUAAUUGCAUCGUCCUGUGACCACGAGGCUCAGGCCACGUCCCUCUCACUCGGCCACAGAGUCUUCUCAUUCAGAGCGUCCGUCUGCACAUGUUCAGGAUGGCUUCUUAUCACUUAAAAAAAAAUCAGUUUUCUUGUCAACGUUUUAGGUUAUUUUCCUAAAGACGUGUGUGUCCCCAGCCCCUGCGCUAGUAGAAGUGAGCGGGUGUGCACGGAGGACGGCGAGCUUGGCCUGGGUGUCCUGGUUCCGCGGAGCUCGGCUGUGCAGUCUCCUUGUCCCGCAGACUUUUCUCUAAACAACCGUAGUGGGGACAGGAAGCACACCCAGAGCUCACGCAAGAGCCGCCGUGUUCUUACCUUAGUGAAAUGAAGACUUUUUUGAAGGUUUCCGUUUUCUGUAAAUGCAAAGUGUCGUUCACAAUAGACCGGAGCGUGGGCAGCUGUAGGAUGUCAGUGUCGCUGUUAAACGGUGGAAUGAACUGUUCUCGAGGCAGAUACGAGCCUUCGAAGGUUGGAAACAGAAGGUUUGGCUGUGAAGCCGCGUGCCCAGAGCGUGCAUGCGGUGCGGGGCGGUCAGCAGCC